AUGGAUCAUCCGCAGAAUCAUUCCUUCCCGACCCCUCCUACCUCCGCAGCCUCUCCUGCGCCGAGCACCGCCUCGCUGGGCAACCGGACGUCUUCUCUCCCAACCCCGCGUUCGCACCGUCUGCAGCCGGGGUCGCAGAAGGAGAUCGCCCUCAUAAACUACUUGGACGACCGCAUCUUGAAAAUCACACGGCGAUAUGCCAAAAAGUUCAGCCACGAGGGGCUCGAGAGAGACGACACGCCGGGCUAUACGACCUACGACGAGUUUGUGGCCGACGUCGAUCCUCUGGUGGACGUUGUCUGGAUAAGCGGCACCCCGACCAUCCAGAUCCCCUACCUGCUGUCUCUCGCGGGAUUGGCAUGCAACUAUCUCGAGGCCUUUCCCUUCUCGACCUCGGUGUUCUCUCUCACGAGCAAGAUUGAUCAGGGGUUUGCGACCCUGCUGCAACCCCCAGAGAAUAACACCUUCUCGGCCACCAUACCCUACCAGGUCUCCAUGACUGAAAAAGUACGCAUCAAGUCGCUCAUCGAGGAGACCCGUGUUGCCGCCGUGAAUGCCGCGUCGGGCAGUGGUCACGACGCUCGAAUCCACGACCUCUCCGAGACGGAGACGGAAGACGAUGACAAGGACGCAGAGGAAGACGAUGAGCAACAGCAGAACAUGUCUAUAUCGCUUGGACUGUCCCGGAUAUACAAAAGGACGUUGGAGAUUCUGGGCGAUUCGCUGGUCGCAGAUGUCGUGCUUCAGACCCAGAGCAAUGAUUGA
Fonsecaea nubica is the source of this 765-nucleotide messenger RNA. RefSeq lists its product as hypothetical. The transcript has a single exon. NCBI's taxonomy places the organism in Eukaryota, Fungi, Ascomycota, Eurotiomycetes, Chaetothyriales, Herpotrichiellaceae. Bases 1 to 765 code for a protein of 254 amino acids. Gene Ontology annotation, cellular component: transcription factor TFIIH holo complex. The record is from RefSeq and is a predicted model, not a curated record.